Messenger RNA from Oncorhynchus mykiss (rainbow trout), 1454 nucleotides. Its product is annotated as serine/threonine-protein kinase NIM1-like. The record is from RefSeq and is a predicted model, not a curated record. Gene Ontology annotation, biological process: microtubule cytoskeleton organization; protein phosphorylation; intracellular signal transduction. Gene Ontology annotation, molecular function: ATP binding; tau-protein kinase activity. Gene Ontology annotation, cellular component: cytoplasm. NCBI's taxonomy places the organism in Eukaryota, Metazoa, Chordata, Actinopteri, Salmoniformes, Salmonidae.
UCAGGCAUUUGAUUGUGGCCUGUGGAAUGUUCUCCCACUCCUCUUCAAUGGCUGUGCGAAGUUGUUGGAUAUUGCUGGGAACUAGAAUACGCUGUCCUACACGUCGAUCCAGAGCAUUCCAAACAUUCUCAAUGAGUGACGUCUGGUUGGCGCCCCCCCUUGAGUUGUGCUGUGGCGGAGAUCUUUGUGGGCUAUACUCAGCCUUGUCUGAGGAUGCACGACGACAACAUUGUCCACCGAGACAUGAAAGCAGAGAAUGUCUUCUAUACCACCAGCUACUGCAUCAAGGUGGGAGACCUUGGCUUCAGCAUAGUGACUGGUCCAACCGAGGUCCUCACCACAUUCUGUGGUUCCACAUCCUACGCCGCUCCAGAGCUCUUCAAAGAGAAAGGCUACAUGGGUCGUUACAUGGACAUCUGGGCAUUGGGCAUCCUCCUCUACUUCAUGGUCACCCAGGUCCUGUGCUUGGAGGAGCAGGAGGUGAAGUUGGCCUUUUCUGGCCUGGGCUUCAUGGCGGCCCAUCUGCAGAGCAACACCUAACACAGACAAUUGCAACCCCCUGACGGGGACCUACCGUAUCCUCCUCCACCACAUCCAGAAGAGGAGGUCCGUGGAGGAUGUGGGAUAUGCAGGCCUCUACCCUAAGGACUUUGUCACUACCAAGAGAUGGACGCCACUGCUGUUAUGGUCAAGCACAACCCAACUAAUGUCUGUGUUAUGCUAUAGACCAUGGUUUCGUAACAGUUUUUGUACCAGGGACUGGCAAGUUAUGGAUCUUCUCUUAGGAUUAAAACAAACACUUUUGGAGGACCACUUACAUUGAAAUCAAACAUUUGAGAACUGAAGUUCUCAGACAACUAUCUGAGGGAUCAGUUAGCAAUAUCUCAGAGACCAGUGGUGCUCCAUGGACAAGACACAAACACACCCGUGCAGACAUGUGCAUACUCUCACUCACUCACACACACACACCGCUCUCUCAGGGAUCUGCUGUUGCUUAUUCAUCGUAGUACAGAGGAUAGGUAGAUAAAUACCACCAUCUUGUGCUCACAUUAUUCAUUACAUUUCAGUAUGCCUCAGAAAUCUGUGAUGAAAAGAAACCGUGGUUAAGAUUACAGGAUCUGGUUUGUAAUGUACAGUCCAUUAAUUCUAUUGAGGCUUAUGGACUAACAAGGCUUCAGCUUGUUGUGACCGUCACUUGUGACCGUCACUUUACUCAAUAGGCCUAUGUUCUGUUCAAUAGGCUUACAGCAAGAGGCAGACUGAGUGCUAUUAAUCCUUUGCCUAUCUUCCAAGCCUACUUAGUCCAGUGCUUCAUCAAAAUAUAACCGGGGUUGUGCAAGGGCAUGGCUAAUCUUUCUUUGUUGUGAUACAGGAAAAGUGCUUUGUCCAGAUAUGAAUUGUAAGGGAGUCAGGCACCAAGUGUGGGCCCAUGUCCUGAUAUUUUCAUUGCUCUA